Soboliphyme baturini is the source of this 636-nucleotide messenger RNA. NCBI's taxonomy places the organism in Eukaryota, Metazoa, Nematoda, Enoplea, Dioctophymatida, Soboliphymatidae. The record is from the annotation of a GenBank genome assembly.
AUGGAUCAAUCUGUUGACCAGUUGACCGUUUCGUCGGAUGCCAGCAAUCCGUCAAAAACCACGGCAGAAAUUGAAUCGGUGGUCCGCGAUAGCCUGUUGUCGUGCACUUCGGCCCGCAACGCGGAAAUAGUGCUGACCGACGAGCAAUGCGACCGCGCUGACUGCGUGCUACUUCAUAUUACGGUAGCGAAAAAGAUGUGUAGAGUACAGUUUGAUGACGUCAUUCAAGUCUCUUCCACUCGUCGCAAGCAUCAGCGUUCGGCCCCCAUGCGACACACGGUGGGGGUUGACAGGUUCGAGUUUCUUCGCAGUAAAUCUCAGCACGAACGAUUCUUUUCGAACAAAGCCGAAAUCCCUGAUUUCUCGAAGACCACCACCGCCAAACGAUUUGUGUUCCCGUUAAGGUGGAAUCCGGUGAAAUCGUUCUGUGCCGCCGGCCUUCUGACCACAUUCAAAAGCUCAAAGUCGCCAAAAACCACUAAACCCGUAAAUGACCUUAAACCGUCCGUUGCAGUGUUAGUGUAUGCGGUGGUCGUUAGUCCGUGCCUGUGUCGUGAGUACUUCGUUUUGGAGUUGGUCAGUGGUACUCUCGUUAGAUGGCUAUGCUACAUAUUUAAUGUUGGUCACUAUGACUAG